CUCGACAGACAAGCGCGUGCGUUCUCUCCGCCUUCCCUACAGCUCGUGUAGUUUAAAGUGCUCCGCGUGCAGGUGGUGCUUGCGGCUCUGGUGCAGACAUCAGGAUGAUACGAUGCGCUCAGCUCCUCGCAGCACUGUUAUACUGCUUAGUGUGCAUACAUUCUCUACCGGUGCCAGAAGGAAAAAACAGCCACAGGUACAAAGCUGCUGCGGACUGGUCUCAAAAGACCCAUCACCAUGGCCUGAAGAAAAGGGGGAGACUUCAUCAUGUUCAGGAUACUCUGAGUGAAGACUUUGGCAGUAAGAGAGUGCAGUCACACUUGUCUGUUCCCAAGAAUGGCACUGAACUCUGGAACAGACCUCGCUGUGGAGUCCCAGACUACCCAUUACAGAAGGGGGGGAGCGCCUUUCAUUACUCAUCCCACAAAGAAGGCUUUCUUGGGGGCCGUCAUCGACAAAAACGCUUUGUUUUGUUUGGAGGACGCUGGGACAAAACAGACCUCACCUACAAGAUCAUGCGCACCCCUUGGCAGAUGAGUUUAGAGAAAGUCAGACAUGUGCUGCGAGAGGCGCUUCAGGUCUGGAGUGACGUCACCCCUCUCACCUUUACUGAGGUCACCAGCAGCCGGGCGGAUAUCAUGAUCGACUUCAACAGGUACUGGCAUGGAGACAAUCUUCCUUUCGAUGGCCCAGGAGGAAUUCUUGCCCAUGCCUUUUUCCCCAGAACGUAUAGGGAGGGAGAUAUUCACUUUGACUAUGAUGAGUCUUGGACGGUGGGCAACAGUAUGGGUACAGACCUCCUUCAAGUGGCUGCUCAUGAGUUUGGUCAUGUUUUAGGAUUGCAGCACUCCAUGGAACCAGGCGCAGUGAUGUCUCCUUUCUACACCUUCUCCUACCCACUCCAACUGAGUGAGGAUGACAAGCGGGGCAUACAGUCCCUAUAUGGGUCAAAACACUCAGAUGAGAAAAUAAAGAAGGAGAGACCACCUAAAGUCACAGAAACCAAUGAGGUCGAAAGCACAAUGCCUGAUGUUUGCCAAACAGACUUCGAUGCUGUAUCUAUGAUCCGAGGCGAGUUGUUUUUCUUCAAGUCGGGUUAUGUAUGGCGGAUCCGUAAUGGUAAACUCCAGGCUGGAUAUCCUGCACUGGCAUCCAGGCACUGGAGAGGAAUCCCAGACAACAUUGAUGCUGCUUUUGAGGACAAGUCUGGAAAUAUCUGGCUCUUCCAAGGUCAGAGUUACUGGGUGUUUGAUGCAGAGCGGCAGAUCACUGGCCCAGACUCAGUACAGCGACUGGGUCUAACAGUGACUGACAUUCAGGCAGCCCUUAUGUGGGGAGAAGACAAGGCCCAGAAGAUCUACUUCUUCAAGUCAGGAAGCUACUGGCGUUUCAACCCGUUGGAAAACCGUGUAGACACAACCAACGUUCGCAGCAUGAGGGACUGGAGAGGCAUACCGAAUGACAUAGACGCUGCUUUCCAGGACUGUUAUGGAUUUGCCCACUUCUUAAAAGGAAAUCAGUACUGGAAGUUCGACCCAGUGGAAGUGCAGGUGCUAGAGGGAUAUCCACGCUACAUCGGUAUGGAUUUCUUCGGUUGCUCUGCCUCCUUGUAUUGAUAAAUUGUGGGCUAGAUGUAAUUAAUCCUAAAUUCAUCACUGGGGUCUUUUUUACCACCUACUAUCCUCCAAACAGUUGCACAUGAUCAAGGUGGCACUAAUUAGAGAGCUGCAAGAUUUGUCAGGUAGAGUGUCAGAUACAGGUGAAACUCGAAAAAUUAGAA
Messenger RNA from Xyrauchen texanus (razorback sucker), 1780 nucleotides. Its product is annotated as stromelysin-3-like. Bases 105 to 1616 code for a protein of 503 amino acids. Gene Ontology annotation, cellular component: extracellular matrix. NCBI's taxonomy places the organism in Eukaryota, Metazoa, Chordata, Actinopteri, Cypriniformes, Catostomidae. Gene Ontology annotation, molecular function: metalloendopeptidase activity; zinc ion binding. Gene Ontology annotation, biological process: proteolysis; collagen catabolic process; extracellular matrix organization. The record is from RefSeq and is a predicted model, not a curated record. The transcript is spliced from 8 exons.